Cyprinodon tularosa is the source of this 3492-nucleotide messenger RNA. RefSeq names its product xylosyltransferase 1-like. The transcript is spliced from 11 exons. Gene Ontology annotation, molecular function: protein xylosyltransferase activity. Gene Ontology annotation, cellular component: membrane. Bases 39 to 3017 code for a protein of 992 amino acids. The record is from RefSeq and is a predicted model, not a curated record. Gene Ontology annotation, biological process: chondroitin sulfate proteoglycan biosynthetic process; heparan sulfate proteoglycan biosynthetic process. NCBI's taxonomy places the organism in Eukaryota, Metazoa, Chordata, Actinopteri, Cyprinodontiformes, Cyprinodontidae.
ACAAGAAAUAAACGUUUCCUCCGGCUGUGGACCCCUGAAUGACCACAUGGGGGCCUCCUCUCUGCGUCCUCCUCGCCGCCUCCAAUCCUCUCUCCUCAUUCCGAUCUGGUGCCAAACUCCCGCUCCCAUUUCUCCUCCUCCCUCCUGUCUGCCCUCCUGCAGCCCCCCUCAGGCCGUGGAGGGGAGCAUUCACACCCCGCUGUCUGCGUUUAGCAGACGGGGCCCCCAGUCUCUCAAUGAAGCGGAGGGAGAUGAACGGUAACCCGUGCGCCCGCAGGCUGGCCCGCCGCUCCCGCUCCGCCUUGCUGCUCGCCGCCGUGUCCGUCCUGCUGAUCCAGACCCUCAUCGUGUGGAACUUCAGCAGCCUGGACUCCAGCGGCGGGGAUACAGGCGGCAGGAGCCGGGAGAAGAGGGACGACCGGACCGGGGGGUUCAACAAAGCCGACAAGGAGCGCAUCCGGAGGGGGCUGCAGAGGAAAGACGAGCCGCAGCUGCUGCAUGGGAAGGCGGCUGUCCGGCACAAGCUGCUGCAGGCGGAUGUCCACUAUCCGCACCGUCUUAAAGAGAAACUCCGUCCGGACAGCAACAACAAUGAGAACUCUGUCCCAAAAGACUUUGACACCAUCGACAGCAACAGCAACCUUGGAGCGCGAUCGCAGCGCCAGCGACCACGAAAACUGGAAAAGAACCAAAGCAUGAUUGGAAAUGACGUCCUAAAGCAUGUUCCCAUCCUCCCUAAAGUUCACAACCAGACCCACAAUCAGAAGGCCCUCCCACAGCUUCUAACCCAUCCAGUGCCGGCUCCGGGAUCCAAUCAGGAUCCCCCGUUUUCUCAUACAAAGAGGCCCGGUUCACCUCUGUCGCCGCCGGGUCUGGAGCCAAACAAGGAGCAGCCACAGUGUGAAAUCAAUGGGAAAGAGGCCAUUUCUGCUCUGUCCAGAGCCAAGAGUCGGGAGUGCCGGCAGCAGAUAGUGGAGGUUUACUGCAAGCACAAAGAGGGGGCACUGAUUCCUGAGAAGGUCCCUCGUUACUGCCCUGUGGAAGGUAAGGCUAAUGUAAACAUUCAGUGGGAUGACGAUGCGACCCCCAAAGGCUCUCCACCAGUUCGCAUCGCCUUUGUUCUGGUCAUCCAUGGUCGCGCCUCACGUCAGUUUCAGAGACUCUUCAAAGCCAUUUACCACACGUCACACUUCUAUUACAUCCACGUAGAUCAGAGGUCAGAUUACCUCCACAGAGAGGUUCUAUCUCUGGCAGAUCAGUUCCCAAACGUCAGAGUGACUCCAUGGAGGAUGGCCACUAUCUGGGGUGGAGCCAGUCUCCUCACCAUGUACCUACGCGGCAUGGAUGACCUCCUCAAGAUGGCUGACUGGUCUUGGGACUUCUUCAUCAACCUCAGCGCUGCUGAUUACCCCAUCAGGACCAACGACCAGCUGGUGGCAUUCCUCUCCAGAUACCGCAACAUGAACUUUAUCAAAUCUCAUGGCAGAGACAAUGCUCGCUUCAUCCGUAAGCAGGGUCUGGACCGGGUCUUCUACGAGUGCGACACACACAUGUGGCGUCUUGGAGACCGCAAGAUCCCGGAGGGCGUAUCCGUGGAUGGAGGCUCCGACUGGUUCCUGCUCAGUCGGCCGUUUGUGGAUUAUGUAGUGAAUUCCAAGGACGAUCUGGUCAGCAACAUGAAACGCUUCUACGCCUACACGCUGCUACCAGCCGAGUCUUUUUUCCACACCGUUCUGGAAAACAGCGUCCACUGUGAGACCAUGGUGGACAACAACCUGAGGCUCACCAACUGGAACCGCAAGCUGGGAUGUAAGUGCCAGUACAAGCACAUAGUGGACUGGUGUGGCUGCUCUCCAAAUGACUUCAAGCCCUCAGAUCUGCCGCGAUUCCAGCAAGCCUCCAGGCCCACCUUCUUCGCCCGGAAGUUUGAGGCCAGCGUCAGCCAGGAGAUCAUCAGCCAGCUGGACGCCUUCCUGUUCAGAGCGUAUCCGUCCAGCACCCCGGGUCUCCAGGCCUACUGGGAGAACAUCUAUGACCAGGAGACGGACGGACUCUCCAGCCUGUCCGACUCCACUCUCAGCCACUUCCACGCCUUUUCCCGUAUGGGACUGAGCCGUGCUGCCGGGUCGCUGCAGGGACAUCCCAACGACCACAGCUGCAGGUACGUGGCCAUGAGCCACCCAACGUCUGUGCACCUCUACUUCCUGUCGGACCAGUUCCAGGGCUACCUGGUGCGUCACGUGGCCACCAACCGAGCCUCCACCCAAAUGGAGACCCUGGAGACCUGGGUGACACCCAAAGACCAUUUCACCCUGUCCAACCAGCCUCACACCAGUAACAGACUCCAGCACAUCCAGGUCGGGUCAGACUGGGAUCCAAAAGAGCGCAUCUUCAGGAACUGGGGGGGUCUUCUGGGACCCGAGGACGAGCCUGUAGCUGUGCAGCGCUGGAGCCGAAGCCAGAGCAACCUGACUGCCACUGUGGUCUGGAUCGACCCCACCAACGUCAUCGCCGCCACCUAUGACAUCCUGGUGGACGCGUCCGCCGAGGUCACCCACUACCGGCCGCCUCUCACCGCGCCGCUGCGACCGGGCGUCUGGAAGCUGCGGGUGCUUCACCACUGGAACCCGCUGGGUCAGACCAGCUUCAUCGUUGCUCCGCUGGAGUUUCACCGACAGCAGCCCAUUCAGAAAGAGGAUACACUGCGGCUUCACGGCGGUCCAGCCAGGAAUGCCUACAUGGAGCAGAGCUUCCACGGUUUGAACCCGGUGCUGCGGCUGCCGGUGAGUCUCAGCGCCGUGGAGGAGGCCGAGGCAAACUCCGCCCUGACGGGGGCGCCGCUCAGACGCUGGCUGGACGGCCUCCUGGCGGGCCACUGGUCCGCCUCGGACGUCUGCUCCCUUGGCCCCAGCGCCUGCCCCGUCAUGCAGCGAUGUCCCCUUACAGCAUGGAGCUCAGCCAGCCCUGACCCAAAAUCUGAACUGAGCAAACCCAGAGAGAACGGGCGGAUCAGGUAGCAGUGGGAUGGACGGAAAACGGAGAGAGACGGAUGAAGAAAGGCACCUUUGUGUCUGGUAUUUAUUUAUUUAAAGAUUCCAGGAACCGAAGAGGAGAAUCCAAACUCAGUCUGAUCCCACUUCAGUUUGGGACGGUGAGGCUGCUGAGCAGAGCGAAUGAAUGUCACAUCCAGAACCUCAUACCUCUUGUUGAGUCUGAAGGAGCUGCCUCACAUGUUCACACUGAAAACAGCUGUGGAUGCUCGAUUUAAAGGAGCAGCUCAGAAAAAUCAGCCCCAAUCCAAACGUUUUAUUUCUUUAUUUGAUGUCGACCAUCAACAGAUGUUUAAACUCAACAAAAAUAUAAAUGCAACACUUUUGGUUUUGCUCCCAUUUUUUAUGAGAUGAACUCAAAGAUGUAAAACUUUUUCCAUAUACACAUUAUCAGCAUUUCCACAAACCAGUCUAAAUCUGUGAAAGUGAACUUCUGCUGUGU